CCUAACGUCAACCUGACAGGUUCUGUUGCGUCACAUACGCAUUUAUUUUUGUGUUUUCUUUUUUCCCUCCUAUUUUGUUUAUUAUCAUGACAAUUUAUUCCUAAAACGUAACGUCGGUGAAUGAUAAUGCAAUACUACUCCGCGUAUAAAAUAGCAAAAAAUGAACCUAACCUUGAGGCGAUUGUGUCAACUCGAAUCAACUGUUUACAAUUCCAACAUUUGAAAACAUUGCAUAUUUCCUUGUUUUUGCCUUGAUUUUAAAUAAACCAGUGCUUGUUUCUACUCAAUUUAGUUGUCCUAUGUGCAAAUUUCAUUCGUAUAAUUGUUUGUCGUUCGUUCCAGGCGAAGAUUUGGUGCAAUGCGUUCCCACAAGGAAAGGCCACCAGAUUCUCUACAAAGGUUACACUUACGUGUUCAAAAGUAGGCUGCAGUGCGGUGCAGAGCAGUGGUGCUGCUCGUACCGGCAGAAAACAGGUUGUAUAUCCGUGAUAAACAUGCAAAUGUGCGGUGUUGAAGUUGUCAGAGAUUUCCACAACCAUAAGAAGCCUAUGUUCUCUGAUACGUUGCAGAACCCAGAAGAACUGCCAGAAUGGGUGUCAAUAUAUUUUUUGAAGAAGGAUGACAAUGUCCAACGAUGCAACAUAUGCGAGAAAGUGGUCCAAGCUUCAGAGAAAUCCUUAGAUCUGUUAGACCAUUUAAAAACAAGUCAUGCCGAGGUCAUAGAUUUACAUAAGAACGCCGAUUCAACGGUGGGGUUUCGCAUAGAGUUCCUUCAGUUGAAUGUUCUCAAUGACGAUGGUGUGGAGAAGACGCAGCCGGUGAUCUUGGGUGAGGUCUGCGAAGGGCCUACGGAGGAGGUUGUCAGCGAAAAAACCAUCGCCCUGACGGACUGUGAGCCGUCUAACGUUCAGUAUGUUCUGAUCCCGAAGAAAAGGAAAUACAAACGUGACCAUGAGACUCGGAAACGCAGCUGGGUGUGGAAAUACUUCGACAAGCUGAGCACCAUCAUCUUCCGUUGCAACAUCUGCAACGUCGUACUGUCUAUCAAGGGUUGCAACACUAACAACAUGAACCGCCACGUCCGCACUCGUCACCCGGACGUCUACCAAGUGGAAGUGAGGGGCAAGGGGGAGGCGGACUCCUUCCUGGACCUUCAGGAAGUGGAGACACCCUAUGCUGUGAAAACGGAGGAAAUCACGGAUAAGGACUAUGAUGACGGGAGUGUUGUAGAGACACUGUCAGGGGACAAGAAGGCUCCCCGAAGCUGGGUAUGGUCCUACUUCAAGAAGCUUAGCGGAACCCAGGCCCAAUGCAAGCUGUGCAACCGAAACAUCUCACACGGCGGCAACGCCACAGGCAACAUGAACAGACACAUCAAGAUGAUUCACAAGGAGGUGUACACUAAGGUUGCAGACGAAAACAGCUGGGUCUGGAAAGUGUUCGAAAGCGACGAGGACGAGUUCUACUCCUGCAAGAUUUGCCAGUUCAAGUGCACCAAAUACGCCAACAUCGACAAGUCUGUGCACUGCAUCCUCAAGCAUUUGAAGGCGGACCAUGGGGUGGUGUCUGGCGACCAGAUUAUUACUAGUGUCGAUUGUGACACUGAGUCACAUUGAUUGUGGACUUAAUUUGCAGUUGCGUAAGGUUUGAUUUCAUGUGAAACAUCUUAAACUUUUCUAGACGGAAGCCGUCUAAACGUUUUACCGAAACCAUGAUUUUAAAUUCUAUUUGUAUGAGGUUAAAGUUCAAUUUUGUUUGCAAACGUAAAAUUGUAAAUUGAAGUCAUUGACAAGUCUAUCCUCUGCAUCCUCAAGCAUUUGAAGGCGGACCAUGGGGUGUCUGGCGACCAGAUUAUUACUAGUGUGGAUUGCGACACUGAGCCACAUUGAUUAUGGACUUAAUUUGCAGUUGCGUAAGGUUUGAUUUCAUGUGAAACAUCUGAGACUAUUCUAUUCUAGACGUAACGUGAUUUUAAUUAUUUUUGUAUGGUGUUAAAGUUCAAUUUUGUUUGAAAACGUAAAUUACACCAACAUUGACAAGGGUAAUUGUGACACUGAGCCAAAUUGAUUGUGGACUCUCUUAGAAGUAACGUAAGGUUGAUUUUGUAACGUAAAUUAUCAGGACGCCUUGACGGCAAGUAUGAUUUUGGAUAAAAUAUUAAAGUGUGUCCGAACUUCAUCUAGGUGUGACACUGAACUAUAUUGAUUUUGACCUAAUGGCAGUCACGAAGGGUUUAAUUUUCAAUGGUUUUUAAAAUGGUAAUCAUUUGUACGAAAAUAAUUAAAUUCAUGUCUCUUGGUAUGGAUUGAAGAAUACUUUAUUGCAAACUUAACUGAACAAUUCAAUGUAAUAUGCAUGCACACGUAAGUAAUUUUGAUUUGUAAAGUUAGAACACUAAAGUUUGAUUACAUUUUUAACUUAACAUCGGUUUUUGAGUGCAUUCUCCAAAAUUAAGAGGGUACCGUAACCGUACGCUGCAUUUGUCUUAACUGUAAAUUACAAAACGUUAAUAUUUUAUUAGUUAAAAUUCAUAAUAUUUAUUUACUACAGAACGGUAGCGGUAGCGAGUUUUCUUUUUGUUCUUAGCAAGUAUUUAUAUUUAUAACUUAAACACUUUUAAAUAAUAGUAUAAUUCAGUAGGGUAAUUUUGUUUGUACUAUAUAAGAUUUUAGUAAUAUAUAGGGUUACAGGUAAACUUUCUUUUAUCUGAAUAAGUUGUAUAUUUUACAGAAUAUUAAUAAAACUCUAUUGCUUU
This is a messenger RNA of Cydia strobilella, 2755 nucleotides long. RefSeq lists its product as uncharacterized. The record is from RefSeq and is a predicted model, not a curated record. Gene Ontology annotation, biological process: regulation of transcription by RNA polymerase II. The coding region runs from base 300 to 1616 and encodes 438 amino acids. Gene Ontology annotation, cellular component: nucleus. Gene Ontology annotation, molecular function: DNA binding. Lineage: Eukaryota; Metazoa; Arthropoda; Insecta; Lepidoptera; Tortricidae. The transcript is spliced from 6 exons.